Messenger RNA from Procambarus clarkii (red swamp crayfish), 585 nucleotides. NCBI's taxonomy places the organism in Eukaryota, Metazoa, Arthropoda, Malacostraca, Decapoda, Cambaridae. The record is from RefSeq and is a predicted model, not a curated record.
GCGAGAGAGGGCGUAAUGAGGGCGGUGUGGGCGGGAGACGCCCCUCAGCAUGCCCGCCCCACAGGUCUUCAACUGUCACACAAGGACUCCACCAAAACAAUGUCAGUGCCAGCCCUCUUGCUGGCUUGUGGCUCCCUCUCCUGCUCCAGGAGGAUUACAAUGUCUGCGGGUCCGUACAAUUAUUCAUAUAUCUUCAAAUACAUCAUCAUUGGGGAUAUGGGAGUGGGCAAGUCAUGCCUUCUCCACCAAUUCACAGAAAAGAAAUUUAUGGCAGACUGCCCACACACAAUAGGUGUAGAAUUUGGUACUCGAAUCAUUGAAGUAGCAGGUCAGAAAAUUAAGUUACAGAUAUGGGACACAGCAGGCCAGGAACGUUUCAGAGCUGUCACAAGAUCAUAUUAUCGGGGCGCUGCCGGAGCAUUAAUGGUGUACGACAUCACUAGGCGGUCUACCUACAAUCAUCUUAGUUCUUGGUUGACAGAUGCACGCAAUCUUACAAAUCCUAAUACUGUAAUUUUCCUUAUUGGCAACAAAGCUGAUUUAGAUGCACAGGUGAGCUUUAAAAGAUAGUGAAAAUUAUCUUUA